Messenger RNA from Bursaphelenchus okinawaensis, 3197 nucleotides. The record is from the annotation of a GenBank genome assembly. Lineage: Eukaryota; Metazoa; Nematoda; Chromadorea; Rhabditida; Aphelenchoididae.
AUGAUUGUGGGCCAGAGUAAAGGUAGGUGGAAUUUGGCGGGAGUAGAGUUGGUUUUGGGGGUGGAUUGAAGGUUUUCGUAAUUUUUUGACGAAAAAAAAGGAGAAAAAGCCUCGAAAAUUGGUUUACUUUUUGUUCUUUCGACGUUGUUUUUACGUUUUCUACAAAAAGUUUUUAGAAUUUUUACGAAUUCUAGUUUGAAAAAGGUUUUAAAAACAACAAUUUAAACCUUUCAAUUUAAAAAAUUGUAUAAAUUUGCCUUUUUUUCAUAAGAAAAAGCUGUUUUAUUAUGAAAAAAGGCUCAAAUUUGUGUUUUUAUUUUAAAAAAUAUAUGAUGUGUGCUCGUAUUUUACCUUUAAAAUCGUUUUAAAAAUUCAAAUUCCACUUUUCUCAUAUAAAAAAAUUGAAAUUCUGCUCAAAAAACUUUAUUUACCAUUAAAAAACGGCUGAAAUCUCCUAUAUUUUUACGUUUUUCAACAAAAAAAGUUAAUUUAAACCCAAAUUUAAAUCGAAUUUUUCAAAUUUAAAGCCAGAAGCUAACAUGAAAAUCGAUUUUACUAUUAAAUUAGUAAAGGAAUCAAGGUUCAACGCUGGGUUUUACACUUAUUUUCUCAAACGAAAACAAAAAAAGUAACGAAAAUUGAUAAGGAAAUAGUGUUUUUGAGUUUUAUGUUGGUUUAGAUCGAUUAUUCUAGGUUCUCACCUUAAAAAGCAGGUUUUAGAAUGAGAUAAAAGAUAUUGUAGUAGAUGUUCUAUGCAGGAUAAUAUAGAAAAAUUGGUUAAAAUUAUUAUAAAAGCUAGUGUAAAACGUAGUUAUAGCAUCGAUAAUACUCUAAUCGAAUAGGACCAGAUAUGAGACUUAAAAAUCUAUUUUUGUUCGCAUGAGGCCUUAGAAUGCAUAAAUGCAGCAUGAGGCCUUAGAAUGCAUAAAAACGAUUUAAAAUAUCAUGUUGUAAUGCCGCAUAUCAUAGAAUACCUAUUUGAUACUAUUACGUUGGUAAAAAAAUUAUGAGCUACUUUUCAAAGCAUAAGGUGUUGUAGGUGAAAGAUUUUACACUUUUUUUUCAGAAGUGCUGGGCCAAUGCCUAGUAUGUGGUGAAGAUUCCUUCGGCAAACAUUACGGCUGCCCGCUGGCCUGUCUGGGCUGCAAAACCUUUUUCCGCCGUGCCGUGAUCCACAAACAAGAUACGAAAUGCAAAAAGCCGGGCAUUUGCGAAAACGAAGUAUCGGCACGUCGCUUGUGUCGCUCGUGUCGCUUCAAGAAGUGCCUCGAGAUGGGGAUGAGUGAGGAGGCGUUGCAACCGCGACGCGACGUCAUUGGGCGACGACGGCGACCGGCGCAACACAAAAGCGUGUCCGAGCCGGUACCAGAGGAACCUACUACGAGCUCGGAGAGUAGUAGCCCCGAGGCUUUAGGACCGAACAUGGAUUUGCUCAAUCUGAUAUCACAACUGACUGAGAAUGAUAAGGCGACCAGGGCCAAGAAGUUUGAUCUGAUUCGAAGCCGGACCGAAGCCAAGCGGCUGGCUAAGACUGUCAAGGCUGGGGAUGAAGGGGUAAGUCAUAAUAUGGUAUUAGAGUUAGUAUUAUAUUUUACUAUAGUAGCUAGUAGAUAAUAAUAUAUUAUACUGUAGUAGUUUAUAAUAUUUACGAUGUAGUAAAAUACGUCUAAUGGCGAUGUAAGAAAUUUAUAUGUACCUAAAGUAAUAUAACUUGUUCAGGAAGACAUGGACAAGCCACUGAUGAUCAUGUUAGGGCCAGAUAUAUCGACAGUAACACAAAUUGAUCUCCAAAUGUUGUUAGAAUGGACCAAAACCUUGCCUUGUUUCAUGGGCUUGCCUAUUCAAGACCGGUUGACUUUACUUAAACGGUAAGUUUUUUAAAAGUAAAUAUGUUUAUGUUAAUGUAAGUUAUGGUAAAAUGCCCUACCCUACUCUGCCCUACCUUGUUCUGCCCUUACCUUGCCCUUCCUUGAAGCACCCUUUUCUACAGUAUCAAAUAUUACUGCUUUACCCUUCUUGAAUAUCUUACUGUAAACUGUCAUACUACUACACAACCUUACAACUAUCUUCCCUACUUUCAGAUUCGCAGUUUAUCACCUCAUCUUAGAACACGGAUACUACACAGCUCAAUUAGACGUGAAGGAUGUAUGGUUAAUAUCGAACGGGACUUGUAUGCCUCGAAAUGUCAGUGUACUGCCAGAAGAGAUCAAGCCUUUGGUUUCAGAAGAUCGUGCAUGGCGACAAGAGAAGUUGUACAAAACAAUGACAGAAAAGUGCAUCGACGAAGUUGCUAUACCAUUAAAACGACUUCAGUUGAUGCCUGAAGAACUGGUGACAUUAAAAGUCAUCAUGUUGUUCAACUAUGGCAAUCAUCUACAUCAUGGUAAUGGUGAGUUGCUUUAUAAGAUUUUUUUGAUAUUGUGAUAUUUUUAAAGCCUUAUAACGAUGUAAUUUCAUCAAAAAUAGAAAGAAAUGACGCUCCACCAGUUGGAAAUCACAAAACUUAUAAUUUAUCUUGUUAUAGACACAGAAGACGCCCUGUAUAUAACAGACGAGACCCGCAAAGUAAUAUUGGAAUGGAAAGAUCGUAUCAUACAGGCUCUCUUUCAAUAUUACCGCAAAAUCGGCUACAAAAAUUAUGAAGGUAUGUUUUAUUUUUAAUUUUUAGACAUAUUUGACGAAGUGUAACAAGUUAUUGGGUUUUUUCUUUGAAUGUGACGAAAUGUCACACAAAUUAUUGGUUUUUAUAAAAUUUUAAAAUUAGACGAAAUUUUAAUUUUUGAGAAAAGAAUUAACUGCUUUUUAUAUUUUGAGACGAAAUGCCACUAAACAUAUUGGUUUUUAUAAGUUGUGACGGAAUGUCACAAAAAUUAUCGAUUUUUUAAAAUGUCAAAAAUGGUAUUAAAAAUUAUUAGAUUUUACAAUUUUUUACUUUUUGUCAUAUUUUUCGAUAUUAACAGUAAUUUAAAUUGCGAAAUUGCCACAAAAGUUAUCGAUUUUUAUCAAAAACUUUGACCAAAUGUCACAAACUUUAUCAUUCUCCAUUUUUAGAACGUUUUGGAAAUGUGAUAUUGACAAUAUCCGGAAUAGUGUCAGCAGCGUCCGCUGUUCUGGAGAGUUAUCAAGUGAUGAGAUUGUUCAAGAUCGUCCCAUUCGACCACAUUUCCGAGCAAUUGUUGUUCCAAAUCGAUGCCUAG